AUGUUUAUGACAUUACAAACUGAAGCAGUUCCAGGAGCAGGUAGAUUAAUUACAAUUAGAACAGUGAAACUUGAAACAUCACAUGAAUACCAAGCCGAUCUAGAUGACAGAGUGAUGCGUACCGAUACUCGCAACUUUUGGAAGAGAAUGCAGAGCAAUGACAGCGAUAUUCUCGAAUCAAUAGUGUCUGAUCCAUCAGUCAUAGCCAUGAUUGACAAGGUUGCAGUGUUUUAUCCUCCCAUUUUAGAGAAUACAGAGGAUCCAGAUGAAUACCAUGCCGUCGUAUUCAAUACGUUGGAAGACUUAUUUGUGGAAUGGGUACGCGAGGCUAUACGUCCUCAAUUUACCUAUAGUAUUGAUGCCGUCAUUGCAAAUUAUUAG
Cavenderia fasciculata is the source of this 381-nucleotide messenger RNA. RefSeq lists its product as uncharacterized. The transcript has 2 exons. The record is from RefSeq and is a predicted model, not a curated record. The coding region runs from base 1 to 381 and encodes 126 amino acids. Lineage: Eukaryota; Evosea; Eumycetozoa; Acytosteliales; Cavenderiaceae.